This is a messenger RNA of Chiloscyllium plagiosum (whitespotted bambooshark), 2188 nucleotides long. Its product is annotated as protein Wnt-6-like. Gene Ontology annotation, cellular component: extracellular region. Gene Ontology annotation, molecular function: frizzled binding; cytokine activity. Gene Ontology annotation, biological process: cell fate commitment; multicellular organism development; neuron differentiation. NCBI's taxonomy places the organism in Eukaryota, Metazoa, Chordata, Chondrichthyes, Orectolobiformes, Hemiscylliidae. The record is from RefSeq and is a predicted model, not a curated record.
GUGCAGGGUAAAAGGCUCCCUACCUCGGGGUGAUUGAGGUAAUUUGGAGUCCGCACAGAACCUUGGAGGACUGACUGGGUCAGAAUAUGAGCCCCUGGGGGAUCCAGGUGAGGGUGUUGUGAGGGGGGUGGUGCUCCAUUCCUCACUCCCCAGUCUGUCUCUCUCCCCAGUCUCCCUCCCUCCCUCUCUGUGCCUGGAUCCGGGACUGCAGCUUCUCUCUCUCACUGCUCGGCUCUAACUCACUGAAACUUACCCCCUCCUCCUCCUCCCCCCUUCCCCCCCCCCCCCCCCCUUCCCCUCCCUCCCUCUUCCACCCACACCCUCCCCACAUCUCCCUCCGAAGAGAAAUUGCUGGCAGAUCCACUCCGAGAUCCCAUCAGUAAAGUCCAGCUCCGCUCGCCCGGGAGUCCCACAGAAGCCAGCUCACCGCCAGCUGAUCCACUGCACGGCUAGCAUCCCGCGCAGGGCCGAGUGGACGCCGGCAGCUCGCCCGGGAAGGUUGGGCGAACGACUGCCGGAGCAUGGAGUCGCUGUCCCGGGUACAACUCGCUCUUUUCUUCUUCCUACUGUGUCCGGCCAACAUCAUCAGCCUCUGGUGGGCAGUGGGAAGUCCCCUGGUGAUGGACCCAAACAGUAUCUGCCGGAAAACCAAGCGGCUGGCGGGGAAGCAGGCUCAGCUGUGUCAGACUGAGCCGGAGAUCGUGAGUGAGGUGGCGAAAGGAGCCAGGCUGGGGGUGCGGGAGUGCCAGUUCCAGUUUCGAAACCGAAGGUGGAACUGUACCAUCCACAACAAGUACUUCCGGAAAAUCCUGCAGCAAGACAUCCGGGAGACGGCCUUUGUCUACGCCAUCACCUCGGCGGGUGUGACACACACCGUGACCCAGGCCUGUAGCAUGGGCGAGCUGCUACAGUGCGGCUGUGACAGGUCCCGCAACCACUCUCCUCCGCUGACGGGCGCGGGUACCAGGAUGGAGGGCACUGCCUGGGAGUGGGGAGGCUGCGGUGACGACGUGGACUUCGGCUACGAGAAGUCCAAGCAGUUCAUGGAUGCCAGGCGGAAGAAGGGCAAGAGCGACAUAAGGACGCUGGUGGACCUGCACAACAACGAGGCUGGAAGGCUGGCUGUGAAGAACUACAUGAGAACUGAGUGCAAAUGCCAUGGCCUAUCGGGUUCCUGCACCCUCCGGACGUGUUGGAAGAAAAUGCCCAAUCUGCGUGAAGUGGGCACCAGGCUCCUGGACCGCUUCAACGGUGCCUUCAAGGUGAUGGGAGGCAACAACGGCAAGAGCCUGAUCCCAGUCGGCCAGAACAUCAAGCCCCCCGACAAGCACGAUCUGGUCUACUCCGCCAACUCCCCCGACUUCUGCCUCCCCAACCGCAAGACUGGCUCACCAGGCACCCGGGGCAGGACCUGCAACAGCACGGCGCUGGACGUGAGCGGUUGUGACCUGCUCUGCUGUGGCAGGGGUUACCGGGAGCAGACGGUGGUGGUGGAGGAGAACUGCCUCUGCCGCUUUCACUGGUGCUGUGUGGUCCAAUGCAAGAAAUGCACCAUCCGCAGCCAGCUGAGUCUCUGCUUGUGACUGACCAGGCCCUGUGUUUGGACAGGGGCUGGGGCAUGGAGGGGGCACGGCGAUGCAGUUGCCGAAAACCCCCUUUGGCGACCCACACCUAGAAGACUUUAACCACGAGCCUUAAACCCUGCUCGGCUUCUACCCUGCCAGUUGGAGGCUACAGGAAAGCCAGCCCCACACACCUAGUUUACUACAACUGAGGCAAGACAGGGAGAAGAUCUUACCAAAGGAGUGGCCUGAGAACUCAAAGCUUGUUGCAAUUCUAUAACUGCAGUGAUGCGCAAACAACCUCAUUUCGAACUGGUGCGGGUGACGGAGGUGUGGGUUUUAAAUAAAUGUGUUGGGGUGGGGGAGGGAAGGCAUGAGAAGCUUUUGAGAAAGUGGACCCCCUGCGUCCCUUGUUCUCCCGCUGACUGAACAGCCUAAACAUUAACUUGUGAUCUCAAAGGCAAGAGGAGCGAUGAAAUCUGUCAUAAUAAGACCAGAAAGACAAAAAGCACAAGUGAUAUGCACAACACAUCCAUUUGAUAAGAAGCCCAAAACAUUUGCUUUUCUUUCUUAUGUGUGUUUGUGUGUGUGUGAGAAAGAGUAGGUGUGUGCUUGCGCACGCGCAU